This is a messenger RNA of Anas platyrhynchos (mallard), 591 nucleotides long. Lineage: Eukaryota; Metazoa; Chordata; Aves; Anseriformes; Anatidae. The record is from RefSeq and is a predicted model, not a curated record.
AUGGCUUACGACCGCUAUGUUGCCAUCUGCAAGCCCCUGCACUACGGGAGCCUCCUGGGCAGCAGAGCUUGUGCCCAGAUGGCAGCAGCUGCCUGGGGCAGUGGCUUUCUCAAUGCUGCCCUGCACACAGACAACACAUUUUCCCUGCCCCUCUGCCAUGGCAAUGCUGUGGACCAGUUCUUCUGUGAAAUCCCCCAGAUCCUCAAGCUCUCCUGCUCAAAUGCCUACCUCAGGGAAGUUGGGGCAGUUCUGUUUAGUGUUUCUUUAGUCCUUGGUUGUUUUGUUUUCAUUGUUUUCUCCUACAUGCAGAUCUUCAGGGAAGUGCUGAGGAUGCCCUCUGAGCAGGCUCGGCACAAAGCCUUUUCCACAUGCCUCCCUCACUUGGCUGUGGUCUCCCUGUUUCUUAGCACUGGCAUAUUUUCCUACCUGAGGCCCCCCUCCAUUUCCUCUCCAUCCCUGGACCUGGUCGUUGCACUUCUGUACUCGGUGGUGCCGCCAGCAGUGAACCCCCUCAUCUACAGCAUGAGGAACAAGGAUCUCAAGGAUGCAGUGAGGAAACUGUUUCCAUACACGAUUCUUAAGCAUCCAUGA